UUUUUCUGCUUUAACGUAUACAUGAAGUGCCUAUUGUAAUCGCGACAUUUAAAUUUUUUUAUGAAAUCUUGGCGGUUGUCUGUCAUAUGAUCUGUUACAGUGUUGUAGGUUAGGUGAUCAAACAGAUUGGCGCGUUAUGCUAGAGUAUACUGUAUGAUUAAUUAAUAAUUAUAUCAUAAUCGUUUUGUACAUUCAAGAUCUGUAAUCACAGACUGAUUGUUCCAUAACACACGACAUAUUUAUCACAAUUUAAUUUAAUCAAGAAACGAGUUUGUCAUAUUGCAAUGGCAGCAAAGGUGGCAAAGAGAGCACCGCGUAAAAAAAACGGUUAUCAAAUGCCCGAGGCAUUACCACCCGGAGAAAUUCUCACAGACAUAUCGAAAAAACAAUGGAUUCUUGGCAAGUCGAUCGGCGUUGGUGGUUUUGGCGAAGUUUACUCUGCGGCAUUAUAUUCUGGGGCUAUUCCAAAAGAUUAUCCCAAUGUUAUAAAAAUUGAACCACAUGGAAAUGGUCCAUUAUUUGUAGAAAUGCAUUUCUAUAUGAGGAAUUGCAAGCCAGAUGAAAUUAAUAGUUGGCAAAGAAAAAAAAAUCUUACGGCACUUGGAAUGCCUAAAUAUGUUGCUUCUGGAAGUCAUGAAUAUAAAAAUACAAAAUAUCGAUUUUUAGUAAUAGAUCGAUAUGGAACAGAUUUAUGGAAAAUUUUUGAAGCAAAUAAUAAACAAUUCUCAGAACAUACAGUAUAUAAACUAGUUUUGCAAAUAAUAGAUAUAUUAGAAUACAUUCAUCAUAAAAAUUAUGUACAUGCUGAUAUCAAAGGUGAAAAUUUGUUACUGGACUUACAAUCUUAUAAUCAAGUAUACUUAGUGGACUUUGGAUUAGCUUCUCGCUGUACAACAAGCACUGAAUUAAAAGUUGAUGUAAAAAAGGCACACAAUGGGACUUUACAGUAUACAAGCAGAGAUGCCCAUAUGGGAGUACCAACACUGCGUGGUGAUAUUGAAAUUUUAUGUUAUAAUAUGAUAUUUUGGCUAUGUGGUUCACUUCCAUGGGAGAAAUUAAUCGAUAAAGUUACCGUCCAGAAAGAGAAAGAAAAAGCUUUUGGGAACAUAAAUAGCUUCCUGAACAAGUGUUUCCAUGGAUCAGUUCCACAAGCUGUACAUGAAUUUAUGACUUUAUUAAACAACAUGAAGUUUAAUGAAAUACCCUGUUAUGAAAAAUUUAAAGAUAUAUUAAUAGCUGGUCUAAAAAAACUAAAUCAUAAACCAGAUGGAAAAUUAGAAUUAAAAAGUACAUCUAAUCAACAACAUUCUACUAAAUCUACGCCACAAAAAGUAAAUAAAUUUGUAGAGCGAGUUAGAAAAAGUCCGCGUUCAAAACAUUUAGAUAUUCCAAGCAAUACAUUAAAAGAUAAUCCAAGAAAAAGUACCAUAGGUGUUGUUAUUGAUAAAAAGCGCGGUAAUAAGAAGGAUAUUAAAAAGGUACUAGAAGGUAUAGAUCCUGACGGUGUAUACGAUAUUAAAAUUGUUCAAAAAACAAAAGAAACAGAAAAAACAAAAACAGAAUUCGUUGACGAAGUACCUAAAGCAACAAAGGAUACAACUCUUUUGAGUAGUAGAAAAAAGAUGCGAGUCAAUUAUAUUGACGAUGAUUCGGAAAAUGAUUCAAUAGAGCCAUUGAUAAAGCGUUCACAUAAAAUACGACAGAAGAAACCAAUUAGUAAAAGACGGAAAUUCGUGUCUUUGGAUAAUUCAACAACCGCUUCUGAAACUGAACCUGAGGUGAUAUCAAAAGGAACAAGGUCAAGACCUGCUACUAUUAAAGGGAAAGUAACCACCAAGAACACAUUACAAUCCAGAAAACCAACACUGCCUGAAACUGAGUCGGAGGAGGAUAUGUUUGAUAUUUAGUUAUUCGAUAAUUGAGAUAAUAAAAUACAUAAAAUAUUGUAAGAAAUAUAAAAAUUACCCAUAACACACACUACGUAUCUUGUGUCAAUUCAUAUUUUUUUGUACGACUUAUAUAUAUUAAAUAUUAAUGACCAGCAUAAUAUUAAUUUUUAUAUGUAUAUCUAUGUAUCACAUCAUUAUAAUAUUCAGAUUAGAUUUUUGUAAA
This is a messenger RNA of Odontomachus brunneus, 2112 nucleotides long. Its product is annotated as serine/threonine-protein kinase VRK1-like. Bases 285 to 1907 code for a protein of 540 amino acids. Lineage: Eukaryota; Metazoa; Arthropoda; Insecta; Hymenoptera; Formicidae. Gene Ontology annotation, biological process: peptidyl-serine phosphorylation; signal transduction. The record is from RefSeq and is a predicted model, not a curated record. Gene Ontology annotation, molecular function: protein serine/threonine kinase activity; ATP binding. Gene Ontology annotation, cellular component: nucleus; cytoplasm. The transcript has 8 exons.